AUAAUAUCGAAUGUAGAGCUGUAUACUUUUUUCUGUCAGGUGGAAAAACAAUCAAUAACUUGGAACAACAAAGGCUUAAUGGCCAACGCUCCAUUGAGAGAGGACCAUGUGAUCAUGACAGUAAGAAAAAGAAGUUCACAUAUGAAGAUGUUUUAAACUUCCUAAAUCGGAACAAAACCAAGGAGUUGAUCCGACCUGUCAACGACUACAAAAAAGAAACAUGGGUCUAUGUCCAAAUGUCAAUUAUGGCAAUUCUAGAUGUGAGAGAGAUUGACCAGACUUUCGUUUCUUUCGUUGGGAUUUAUAUGAAAUGGGAAGAUCCGCACAUUUUUUGGAAACCAUGUCACUUUGGUGGCCUUGAUAAGAUGAGAGUUCCUGCAGAUAUGUUGUGGAAGCCAGAUCUAAUGAUUGAAGAGAUGAUAGAGAAGGACAAGGCUGUUCCAAAUGCCUUUAUCACCAUUAACUCAAACAAUCUCGUUGAAUAUGUGAGGGACCUUAUGGUGGUCAGCACGUGCAAGAUGCAAGUUUACAAAUUUCCUUUUGAUAUUCAGAGCUGCAACUUGUCUCUCAAGUCUAUCGGUUACCCAGAGGAUGAGUUGAAGUUUGAAGCCAUAGAAAACAGUACAGUGGUAACUGAAUGGACACGCCAAAUGAUGAGGAACCAGUUUGAGUGGCUUUUCAUCAGCAUGACAGUCAAGAACACAUCUGUCCGACAUUUUUAUCAAAACAAAAACGUUAUAAUUUAUACUAUCACGAUGAGGAGGCGUUCUGCCCUCUACAUCGCCAACUUCUUAGUGCCCAUCCUGUUCUUCUUCGGUCUGGACUUGGCCUCCUUCCUGAUCUCAGACCACGGGGGCGAGAAGCUCAGCUUCAAGGUCACUGUGCUGCUCGCUGUCACUGUGAUGCAGCUUAUUCUCAACGAGAUUCUGCCAGCCUCUUCAGACAGGAUACCGCUUAUAGCGGUGUACUGCAUUGGGAUGUUCGGUUUGAUAAUGAUCAGCCUUCUGGAGACGAUUUUGGUGAUGUAUCUGAUUGAGAAAGACUCUGCAUCUAAAGAAAAAAAGGCAGAUAAAAACCGCAGCCUGAGUGAGGACUAUGGAGACAAACAGGGCAACUAUGAUGGAGAUGUGAAGAAAUGGACUCACUGUGCUUGUGUGUGUAAUGUGUCUGAUGAACCGCCAUCUGUACUGCUGUCUGUGGCCAAAGAGGACAAAAGAAGCCAACUGAUGGAGGAGUCCAAUUCCUUGGAGAAGCUCCCAGAUGAGCUGAGUGAGGCGGUGAAAGCACUCUCUCUGUUCCUCAGCAGGAAGGAAGAAAGGAAGCCCGACUACUGGACCAAAGUGGCAAAAAAAUUGGACAUAAUUUUCUUUUUUGUCUAUGUCACAGUGUCCGCUCUGUUUUUGGUUGUCAUCUUUUCAGUAUGGAUCAAUGCAAAAUACGAGUAGUGGUAAACAAUUGGGGUCUAUUCAAAAACAUGUUUUUUUUAUCCCCCUAAAAUGUCUGACAUUGACUAAACCGACUUGUAUCUUUGCAAGUUUGUCACCAGAGAGAAUUGAUUAUACAUUCUUCUACUAAAGGCGCCAAAUAUCUGUGGAAUAAACUUGCAAAACUAAGAUUAAAUGUAUUUCGGGCAAACUAGAUUAAGUGUGUCACAAAUUCAAAAGCCAAUCAUAUCCACAGGGAAACAGUCUACUACAUUAACUAUUGCUUCAAACUGUGAGUCCACCAAGUGCAGGCAGUGAUGGACAGGUCAGGGCCAGAUCCAGCAUUUCUCAAUCGCUUACCCUAACCCUAACACUAACCCUAACCCUAACACUAACGAUCAUCUAAACUUUAUAUUGAUCAUAGCAACACAUUUUGACAAACUUUAAAACCUGUCUCAAGGCUGACUUGAUUAGGACAUUGCUUCAAUUAACAUGUUCUUUAACGCAUCUGUAUUCAGUCCCACAUCUGUAUUUUAGUUUGGUUGGCCAGAACCAACGUUUUAAACAAAACUCAUUGUUUUUUUUAAGAGGGGGUCGAGGGUUGAACUGACUUGUUAGGAAUCAAUGCACGAACCCACAGGGGGAAAUCAUUAAUCAUAAUGUAUUUCUGAUUAAUGACAGCAAGAUAUGCUAUGCUCAAUAAAGAGUAUGCAACCAUAUUACUAUUAUAAAUGUUAACUUAAAAUGGGCAGACGCUAUGCAUUGUAAUUAAUCUCCUACAUUGUGCUAUGUCACGUUACACAUUUUAAUCUGCCUUUAAUGUUGAUGUGCACUCAUAACACUGCAUGGAUCACUUGAUCAUUCAUGGUGUAACCGUACAAAGAAGUAUUGUAAAUGUAAUGGCAUAGCCUCUUAAUUGUUGAACAUUAAGAGAUUUUCCAAUUCUGCAAGUGAUUGUUUCUAGUCUGUAGAUCUUGUGAGAACUGUGUGCGCUCCCAUUACCUGUGCUGUCCUUUUCCUGUCAACUAUGCACCCUUAUAUACAACCUUCUGCAUCUAAUCACCAACCCUGUGUCUGGAAUAAUACUGCAUGAUAUAUCUAUCAUAAUGUUAUGACAUGCCAACAAUUAGCAUAAUAUAUCCUACAGUAAAGUUAUAGUAAUAUAUUACUUUAAUAUGUAAUGUUGUAGUGUCCAAUAAGUUCAUAAAAUGCAUCAUGAAAUAUAUUGAAAACUGUGAGUGUAGCUUCUUUGUGGAAAUGCUAUGGAAACACUUAUAUUUUCCAUCAUACUAAUCACGUAUACUUUUAUUAAGGCUUUACAUUUGUAUUUUCUUCUAUAGUUCAAGUCAUUUUAGCUUGUGGUUUUAAAAAAAGAAGUAUAUCUGCAUGUGUAUUUCAGUACAUAAUGUAUUACUAUUUACAUGAAAUAUAAAUCCU
Molecule: messenger RNA, 2861 nt
Organism: Gymnodraco acuticeps
Lineage: Eukaryota; Metazoa; Chordata; Actinopteri; Perciformes; Bathydraconidae
Product: 5-hydroxytryptamine receptor 3A-like
Exons: 10
Coding region: 237-1445 (402 amino acids)
Biological process (GO): nervous system process; signal transduction; chemical synaptic transmission
Cellular component (GO): synapse; neuron projection; membrane
Molecular function (GO): neurotransmitter receptor activity; transmembrane signaling receptor activity; extracellular ligand-gated monoatomic ion channel activity
Source: RefSeq, a predicted model, not a curated record